AUGCCAAGAAGAAUCCAUCAUCCAGACGGCAGCUUUUUCAGAGGGAAAGGACACAGCUAUCUUGCAGCAGAAGAAGCUCUGGGUAUUGGACUCUUCAUUUUGGUGCUGGCAAUUUUCCUCUUCUUUGGCUGCUGGUAUUAUAAAAGACGUAGUGGCUAUAAAAGUCUGCGGAGCAAAAGCUCUAGUGUGGGCACAAUAAGAACCAUGGUAGGCGAGGGAACAACACUGGACUGCAAAAUGCCUCUGCAGGAGUACAGAAACUUUAAUUUGGUGGUACCUGAUGCUCCACCAGCUUAUGAUAAAAUUGUUGCAGAUCAAUCACCACCACCUUAUUCACCCUGA
Molecule: messenger RNA, 342 nt
Organism: Merops nubicus (carmine bee-eater)
Lineage: Eukaryota; Metazoa; Chordata; Aves; Coraciiformes; Meropidae
Gene: MLANA
Product: melan-A
Exons: 4
Coding region: 1-342 (113 amino acids)
Cellular component (GO): endoplasmic reticulum membrane; melanosome; trans-Golgi network
Source: RefSeq, a predicted model, not a curated record